Brenthis ino (lesser marbled fritillary) is the source of this 336-nucleotide messenger RNA. NCBI's taxonomy places the organism in Eukaryota, Metazoa, Arthropoda, Insecta, Lepidoptera, Nymphalidae. The record is from the annotation of a GenBank genome assembly.
AUGGACGAUAUCCAUGAAUCUCACGCGUGUUACACGUUAGAAAACGCGGUAGCCGCGCGGACGGCGGUGCGGCCCGGCAGCGUUAUUCUGGUCACGAGCGGUGCAGGUGUGCGGCGCGCGCGCGGCAUGACAAGUGCUGCAUCUCUGCCUACUCCACCUAUCGAUCAGCAGCGCAAAAUCAUCGUGCGUGACCCGCGCAGGGCCGCGCUAGGCCGCGCGAGCCCGGCGAGCCGAUGCGCCGAUAUCGUGGUAUGGUUGCUCAUUGAUUAUAUAUUCGAGGUGCAAAGUGAGCAGCCCUGCCUUUCACCGGCGCGCUGCGAGACGGCGUCGCGCCGA